Messenger RNA from Pristis pectinata (smalltooth sawfish), 1720 nucleotides. RefSeq names its product distal membrane arm assembly component 2 like (gene dmac2l). The coding region runs from base 161 to 757 and encodes 198 amino acids. NCBI's taxonomy places the organism in Eukaryota, Metazoa, Chordata, Chondrichthyes, Rhinopristiformes, Pristidae. The transcript is spliced from 5 exons. The record is from RefSeq and is a predicted model, not a curated record.
CAGUGCGCAUGCGCGUUGGCCGGAGGCCGCCGACGCUUGGAGACGGGAGGUGAAGAGUCUGCGGCCCGGGUGGUCGGGGGUUGUCCCGUGGUUCUCGGCGUGGUCGCCAGUCCUUUGCUGAUCCACCAGAGAGGGUAGUCAGUUCAGAACAUCUAACAAGAUGCUGUUUUCAAAGACAAGACCUUCUAGCGUUCUACGGAUCCUACAUACUCAUGUUAUUCGGAGGAAUUUCUGGGGAUGGUUGAAUGCUGUUUUCAACAAGGUGGAUUAUGAUCGUAUCAAGGCUGUUGGUCCAGACAGAGCAGCAUCUGAGUGGUUACUUCGAUGUGGUGCCAGUGUGCGUUACAAAGGUUUUGAUAAGUGGCAGAAAGAUUACAAUCACCUACCUACUGGUCCAUUGGAAAAAUUCAAAAUUGAAGCAAUUGAUGCCACAGAAUCAUGCAUUAUGUUCAAAGGAUUUGAUUACCUUGAUUAUCUAGAACACGUUGAAGAAAUUAAAUUCCAGAGGUGUAUAUACAUUCAAGAUGAAUGUCUUGAGAGGCUAUGCAGGAUUGAAAACUUGCAAAAAAGCCUGCAAUGGCUGGAAAUAAUUUCCUGUGGAAAUGUCACAGACCGUGGAAUCAUAAGUCUUUACCAUCUUAAAAAUUUAAGGUACUUGUUUUUGAGUGAUCUUCCUGGCAUAGAAGAAAAAGAAAGAACGCUUCAGACUUUGCAGAGAGCUCUACCUGCCUGCCAGUUGAAAGUUGAUCUUGAAUAAAACUAGUUUUGAAAUCUUUAUAGUGUAAAUAAUGUCUGCAAAUAAAUGGGUUGGAUAUGGAUGUAACCUCAAAGUCUCACAAAAAAAAGUUAGCUUUAGCAUUAUUUAGAAAUGGAAUGAUAGAGCUAGUGUGUUCACAUAAGAAACAAAAGCCGCCAAGGUGUUUUAAACUCAACUAUUAAUUAAAAUUAAAAAUGCAAGUUAACAAUCCACUCUAUUGUCCUGAGAAAUGGAAACUAAACAUCCAUGAAUGAAAUUAUAAUUAUACUGAAAAUGUUUAAGCAUUAAUGUUUCACAUAUUAUUAGAAAUAUUUCCCUUGGUAGUCAUCACAUUAAAAUACCUUGGUCUUGUGUACACACAGCUACUAGGAAACUGCAUUAUUUUAUUACUUUAUUUGUAAUUAUGAAGUAGAAUGUCAUACAUUUGUUGCAUUAUAUAUGGAUAACUGGAUAUCUAAGUUUUUUUGGUAAAUUAAUGAUUGAAUAUAAAAUAUAAUAAAGAAAUAAAAUCAGAGCAAAGUGCCAUAAAUAUAAAUGGUAUAAUUGUAGUAACUGUUUGAAUAGUUUAUACUUACAACCACUUUUUCAAUGAUGGUAUGUGGAUGUUACUGGCAAGUCCAACAUUUAUUGCUGAGAGUCAACCAAAUUGCUGUGACCUGGGAGGCACAUACACACCAGACUGGACAAGGACAGCAGAUUUCCUCCAAUAACGGAGUAACACAAAGUGAGAUACAGCGUUCUUAAAGAGAGGAAAUCUGGCAUCUGACCUAGAGUGGUGUGUACAUGCCUCUAGUCCCACAGCAAUUUGGUUGGCUCUUUACUGACUUUUCUGAUGUUAUAUCUUUAAGGUUUAAGCUAGUACUUAUAAAAGCUGUGAAAUUUAUUCAUAUUUAUACCUGCUACAGUUUUUGUUUUCAAAUGUCUGAUUUAAAUCUAAUAAAUAUUUUAUCUGAAAGUUAAAAA